GGGCGUGUGCGCUAGUGUGUGUGCUCCGGAGAGAGGCCCGCAUGCUUGAGAAUUCCCACGAGAACACAAUUUGGCCACCAGCCGUCAGUUCAGUCAGAAGAGAAUUCUUAAUCGCAAGACGUUGAAGUUUCGGUGUUUACGGAUAAUUUGGAUGAAAACGUAAAUCGGAGUUGGUGGAUCAUCGCCAGGAACGGUUUCGUAGUGUCAAGUGAAAAGUGCAGGACUAGUGGACACAAGUUGUGUGUCGAUUUUCACAAUGGACGUGAUUUCGCCGCCAGAGACCAGGGGCAGGUCUAGAUCUAAGACGCCCUUUCUAAGAUCAAGUUGUGACCGGGAAGCGUGCACACACAUCGGUGAGGGUCAUGUGCAUGAAAGGAAACUUAAAAAGAGUCCGCAAGUGCAAACAAUUAUCGAAGAAGAAUCAUAUACAAGAUACACUCCUGAUCGGAAGACACAGCAAGCAAUAUCGUCCCGUAUGAAAGCAUCAAAAGUCAAAACUUCCGACUAUUCCAGUGAUGACAUAAGUCCGGAAAAUUCGCGUACACGAUCAAAUGUAAAAACUGUUACGAUUACCACCUCAACAGAGACACUUAUUGCUGGUGGGCAACAUUCAAGUCAAUAUAGAAACGCGUCGUCGCGAUUGUCGCAAGUGAUGUCGCCUAUUGAUAAAAUUUCUUCGAAAGAGACAACCCAAAACGACAUGAAUAGUGCCUUUGAAGAAUCAAUUAAAACCAGCACGCCAAUCACUACCGGCAACAGCAGUAGUAGCAGUAGGAAGAUUCAGUUCGCGUCUAACAUCACAACGAAUGGACAAGCUGGCGAACAUGUGAGCUAUCAAGAGUAUAAGAAAGCUGGCGAAUAUUGGAAUAAAUAUCCAAAAACAGAUUACACUUAUUCCCGUCUAUCACCUCAUCGUCGUGAGAUUGCGCCCGGAUAUGUCGCUAUGCCUAAUAUGUCCCGCAAAAGUUUGGAUAAACACAAUGAGCGUGUCGAUGUUAUGAUUCGACAGAAUCCAUCUCAAGAGUCAUACAUUUUACGCCGGUAUGCCGAUAAUCGCCAAUCGACUACAAAAAAGAGUAGCUCGACAAAAGUGUUACGAUCAGAAGUGCAAUAUGAUUCGCAGGACGAAGUCGAUUUAACGGAGUAUGAUAGUUUUGAGCGGCGGCGCCGAUAUAUGCAAUACAACAGUGGUAGUAACAUCGUAUACAAACAAUCGUUCAUAACAAGAAUAUUGACCACAAUUGUGUCAUUAUUCCACUCGGUAACCGGAGUUUUCUGGAAAAACGAGGCGGAUGUGGGUUAUUAUACGACGUUUGAAGAGAAAAGAGGUUUUUUUGGCCGAAUACUAUCCAAUGUGUCAUCACUUAUUGUAACAGCCUUUCGGCCGUUAUAUCUUUUUAUAUCAUCAAUGCUGUACGCGGACACAUUAUUGCUACGCUCUUCAAAUCCUGAUAAUCGCGGAAAGAAACGAUUCUUGAUAAUUUUGCUCCUUCUGUUGCCAUUACUUUUAUUAGCAGCUUGGUGUUUUAUGGAAGAACAGGAGCGUCGAGCGAUUGUUUUACGAGCACAAAAUCUAAUUCCAGCAUCGUUAAUUGGAUUUCAUAGUAUUUUACUGUCAUCUAACUGGGGAGACGUUUUCAAAUUCGAUUUGAACUUAUUACCAACACAAAUUUUAUCGUCUUCGUCGUCCUCUCGCAGUCACAGUACCUACGAAAGCAUCACGAGCGACUUGAAGAAAUCCCUUAGCGACGAUGAAUAUAAUAGACUACUUAAUCAUAUCAAUAAUUAUGUGCAGAAAUUAGUAGACGAGAAAUUAGCUAAUGAGCGAAAAUUGUCUGUGGAGCGGGAAUCCGCACUUUCCAAGGAACUUAUGGCUCUUAUUGGCGACAGCGUUCGUGCAAAUGUGAUUGCUAGUGUGAAUCAAGCUCAGUCGGACAGUAAGAGGGAUGGUUUCCAUAAAUUAAGCGAUGAGGACGUAUCACGUAUCGUGGAGUUGGUGGUACUUCAGUUGGCCUCUAGAGAACGUCCUCAAUUGGGGGUAACUCUUUCACAAGACAAUUUGGACCAAAUCACUUUGCUAAUUAAACAAAAUAUCGAGGCGCAUAAUAAGAGUUUGAAUGUAAUUGAACGCAUUGCUGCUGAUGAAUUGCUGCUGAAGCUAUUAAGUUCAUCGAAAUUCAAUGAAUUCAUCAAAGAACGCAUCACAGAAGGAUUACCUCGGGAAACGCUUCAUCAGCAACAAGUUUUAAUUGAUGGACUACAGAAUGAGAUUGUGUCAUUAAAAUCCCAGUUAGAUUCCAAUGUGGCGGAUGAUGAAGACUUGCGUCAAUCGAUUAAUGCUUUGUACACCAAUUACAACAGCUUCCUGACACAACUGAACGAAAUGGAGAUGAAUUCUACCAGUCGAUUUGAUAAUCUCCUUGAACAAAUGGAUGCGAAAAUCAUUGCAAUCUAUUCCAAACAGUCUUCAACUAUAGACAGACAAAUCAAAUUGGUAUUAGCUGAUAUUCUUGGCUACAAAAACGGUGAAAACAUUGACGAAAUCGAUUUACGGGAAUGGGCGCUCAACAAGUUUGUUACGAAAGAUUUGCUGAAUGAACGUCUUUCGGCAAUAAGUAAGGAUUCAAAUGAUCAAAUUAAAGAGGAAUUGAAUCGUUUUGCGGGUCUUUUUAUGAAGGACAUUAUGGAGAAAGUUAAGAUUGAAAUUUUGCGGAUAAUAGAAGUUCGGGAAAAAGAACAUGCCUCGGAAAAGGGUAGUAUUAAUUGGGCUGAGUUUGAUGAUGAAGAGUUAAGAGCUAUUAUUAGGGAUGUUUUGGCGGUUUAUGAUGCUGAUAAAACGGGACGAGUAGAUUAUGCACUGGAGUCUGCAGGAGGACAAGUACUAUCGACUAGAUGCACAGAAAAUUAUCAAACAAAAUCAGCUCAAAUAUCGAUUUUCGGUAUUCCUCUGUGGUAUCCAACAAAUACACCGCGAACCGCUAUUUCACCAUCAGUACAGCCUGGAGAGUGCUGGGCAUUUCAAGGAUUUCCCGGUUUUCUCGUGGUUAAACUCAACACUAUGAUUCAUGUUACGGGAUUCACUAUUGAACAUGUUCCUAAAAGUCUAACGCCUUUCGGUAGAAUCGAUUCAGCUCCGAAGAAUUUUUCAGUUUGGGGUCUUCAAAACGAACGUGACCAGGAGCCAACGCUAUUAGGUGAGUAUGAAUAUGCUGAUAAUGGUGUUGCUUUGCAAUAUUUUCCAGUUAAGAACAAGUUGGAACAGCUUUUCGAUAUUGUCGAACUGAGGAUAGAGAGUAAUCAUGGUAAUAUUCAUUAUACUUGCCUUUAUCGGUUUCGUGUCCAUGGAACCCCGAAUUUAUAGAAUUAGAAACACAAAGAAAACAGAACAAAUAGAUUAAGCAAAAAGUGUAAUUAUUAAUGGUAAGUUCACAAAGAAUUCAUUACGUUGUUAGAAUCUAGAAGAGUUUUUUUUCAUGAUAGCUUCUAGCUUUGGAAUGAAUUCGACCUAUUUACAGCAGUGAUAAAAUAAACACAUCAUGUGCCUUUAGGUGACAGGAUAAUUAGUUUAUACAGUGAAAAUAUACAGGCAUUGCUAUCGGAUGACUUUUAGAAGUAGGUUGUGCAUUGUAAAAAAAAACGUUGAGAGCACAUGAGUGCAUCGAUGCAAUCAAGUGAGUCAUGUUUGCAAAUUGAAUUAGGUUGCGCUAAAAGCAUUUGAACAGGAUAAAAACACGAGUGGUUGUAAGUUCAUUUUUACGUGUUAUGCCCAGUUAAUUAGUUUCUAAGGGCUUUCGGAAGUGUUCUAAAUAUUUUGGUAUUGGACAAAUUGUAAGCCUUAUAUUUGCAGAGAUAUACGGUUGUUUUAAAGGUUAUCGUGAAUAUACGUCUUUUCUAGAUGUUAUUAAGUUUACGGAUUUUUGAAUUUGCGGGUUAAUUCUUAAAGUAUUUGCACAAUUAUUAUAUUUGAAGAUUGAUUUCAGUAACGCUUAAGAAUUUUUUUAAUCAAUAACGAAGCCUAUAAGUCCACCCUCACUAGUCAAAUAGAGUAGACAGCGUUCAGUGAUUGCAUCUACAUGCGUGAAGUACUUGUUCAAUAACAUACAAAAGCGGUACUCAGAGGACGAGUUGGUUUUUAUUUUUAAUUCACGUUUGUAUAAAGUUUUCUUAAUUAUUAUCUAAUCAUGGAAUAGUUCUGGUCGAGCUGUGACUCUCAUGACGUCUGCCACCAAAAAAGCUAACAUUUCCAAGUUUCGUUAUUAUUCCGGUAGUAAGUAUCCUGGGUUCCUGGCUUUAUUUCAAGCGAAUACACUUCUUCGUGCUUGUUAGUUAAUCCCAAUUUUGUAUACGAAUUCGGUUUGGCUUAAGACUUACCUAUUCUAUAACCGUCUUGAAUUCAAUUGAGUUGGCAUCUUUUCUUCUUUUCAACUUGAUAGCCAUUAUUUAUUCUGCGGCAGUCUUGUCUUGUGUUUGUUGCCAUCGGGAGCUUUAGAGAAAUUGUGGAGCAUACGCUUCUCAUCAACUGGCUCAGUUGUAUGUUUGUUCUGGUUAUUACACAAUCUCUGCCAGUCGUUGACGACAUCUCUCGUCUUCAUAAAUCGAGUUUAUAAGAAGUUUGAAACAUGAGGAUGCAUUUUGGUAAAUUGCGUUCUAUGAACCUUUCCAGUACAGAACAUUUUUCAGAACCAAACCUUCACUAAUCAAGUUAAUUCCGCUACAGAAAUCUUGAUAUGAAUCUCUCAACUUUUAUAUAGGUUGGCAUAAACUGAAGGAAAGUAUCUUUCGAUUUUUUUAUGUAUGGGCUUUAGACAUUUUUUUUAUUCUAAAACUUUCUUUUCAACGUACGGCUUCGCCCAGGACUCAAAGAGACUACACACAGGAGAUUCAAUUCCCAAUGCUCCAAAAUUUAUGGUGGAAAAAAGGUACGGCAGCGUUGGGCCGUCCUAACUGGCCUGAAAGCUUGCAGAUGACUCCUGUGCAUCUUCGUUUACAAGUAUUGGUCUCGUGUUUUUUUUUAGUCAGCCAUGGAUGUGGAAUUUUCAAAAGUCAUUUGUGGAAGCCGUUGACCGAAUAUCCACGCCUACAUAGUAAGCCACACCUGUGUACUACCUCAACUAUCCACCCUGCAGAAUUGUCGUUAGAUAUUACUUCACGGGGUCGGUUAGCAAUUAUGGUGCUAUUAUUUUGUACCUAUCGCUAGCGUCUCCCUUUCCGCGAUAUGGAGCUCUUUUUGGACUUUUCUUACAAAGUGGUCUGUCCUGUCACAACGUCCAUGGCAAUGAGUAAUUUGUUCUAUGUGAGGCUCUAUAUUUAAAUCUUUUUUAGGAUCUUUUUUGGCGAUAUCCGAAAUCCGGAAAAUAAAAAAAUAUUAAUGAAAAUGCAUAAUCAUAGUUCCCACCAGAACUACUGAUGUGUAGAAUAAUGUGUAAAAAUUUCAGCCCGAUCGGUUUAACAGCGUUUUAGUUGUGCUUGUCACCAAUUGAAAAAACUGAGAAAAAUGCGUUUAAAGUUCGCGUUUAGUAGGCUCAUCUAUACGGCGCCUGCUAGUUUGUUUUAAUUUGAUAAAUAUUUUGAAUUUUGGUUUCAAAUUUCUGUAGUAUAACUUCAACAUAUUCGGCUUUCCCUUAACCCACCCAUUGAGCUAUUCCAUCGGGUCUGAAAUUUGGCCAUUGAUGAUGCUCUUUUCUCGGUCUAGACCUGGUAGCUCUUUAGCCAAGAUGUCAACCGGCAGCAAACCUUCCGAGAUCGUUCGAAAGCCACUAACCACCACUAAUCAAUCAGGGCACAUAUCCUUCAUGACCGCGACAUCAAGCAAAGCCGAGCUACCGACGCGAGAUAGCAAUGCUCUGCUGACAUAUCUAUGACUGCCGAUAUUUGAUAACAUUUGCGAGAGUGUUGCCUGUAACAAUGAUGACUUUUUCUCUGCAUAUUCCACAUGUACCCUAAAUCUUAGUUGAUUAUCGAGCAUUACUCGCAGGUAUUUGACUGCUUCUUUGCUACUUAUGGUCUGGUUUUUAACUCGAAUUUCGAUGUAUUCCGGGUUCGUUUGGGUUGUAGUAAUAAUGGCUUUCGUUUUGUGACCAGUGUGUGCGAGUCAGUUUCAACCCCAUCUUGGACCUUCCGGGGCUUGUUAUUUGCUGCUGUCUCGAUCUCGUGGAUGUGAUUUGCCAGGUGGUUAUCCCCGCCAGUAUCGCCGGCAAAAUCAACCAUAUUCACUCGCUCCGGUAAGGCAGAUGCAAGACUCCAUUAUACGUGAUAUUUCACAAGAGUGGACCCAGCACCGAUUCCUGAGUGAUGCCUGCUGACACAUGGUAGCAAUUUAACCCUUCGUCGGUGUCGUAGCUACUCACUCUGUCUCUCAGAUUGCGCGAAGUAUUCAUCCUGAUGAGUAACUUUUUGAUGCACGAUCAGUUUGCCGAGUUGAGGGCAUUCCUCACAUCCAAUGUGACCACCGCAUAGCGUUCCAAUCGUCAUCUCUCGCCUUCUAUGGUAGCCGCAGCGAUAACCACCACUGCUUUUAUUGUAUUCUGAAUCCAAACUGCAUAUCAGAUAGAGCUUUUUCGUUUCCAGCUUCUCUGGAAGGUUUCUAUUUCUAUAUUGGGUAAUAUAAGAAGCAAUCUCUGGGAUCAAACGUUGCCCUUUCCAUUUUUCCAAGGAACAUCGCUUCGCCGAGGCAUUUUUGCAUGGUUUUUCGGAUGGCUGUUUUCUUUGUACAUAAUUGGCGAUUGUUUCAAUCAUGGUGUUCGGUCUUUGUGGGAACAGGGUCUAAUUUAAUUUAAUUUAAUUUAAUUUCAGCAUUAUCGGAAAGUUACCUGCGGUAGCUUUCCCUUUUAUUUUCGGCGGUCGUCAUCACUCUGUAGCCUGUGCCCUAAAAGUUCACGACAGCUUCCUGAAAAGGGGUUCUUAGAACUUUCGCUUUUAUUUUCUUUUAUCGUUUUCUACAGGUCGUGUCUCAAUUCUCUAGACGUGAAGUUCAGUCCAGUGGAAGUCCAGGCUUUCUCUCCGUCGUUGAAUGAUUCUUCGGGCAGGCAUUUUGCCUGGAGUUCGCUUAUUUGUUCGUUCCACCAGCCUCUCCUAUUGAGUACUCUCCUUGGCAUUGCUGCGGCGCAGGCGUAGACAACAGCCUAAAUUAGUUGUUUGGGCAAUUUUUUCCAGAUCCUUGAUUCCUUCUAGUGGAAUUCAACAUUAACUUGAACGCAUUUUUGU
Molecule: messenger RNA, 7203 nt
Organism: Hermetia illucens (black soldier fly)
Lineage: Eukaryota; Metazoa; Arthropoda; Insecta; Diptera; Stratiomyidae
Gene: koi
Exons: 8
Coding region: 257-3361 (1034 amino acids)
Biological process (GO): nuclear envelope organization
Cellular component (GO): meiotic nuclear membrane microtubule tethering complex; nuclear envelope
Molecular function (GO): protein-membrane adaptor activity
Source: RefSeq, a predicted model, not a curated record